Messenger RNA from Rosa chinensis, 1455 nucleotides. RefSeq lists its product as uncharacterized. NCBI's taxonomy places the organism in Eukaryota, Viridiplantae, Streptophyta, Magnoliopsida, Rosales, Rosaceae. The coding region runs from base 206 to 1021 and encodes 271 amino acids. The transcript has 10 exons. The record is from RefSeq and is a predicted model, not a curated record.
UUUUCUCAAGAAAAAAAAAACAUAUUCUCAAAAAAAAAAAAAAAAAGGCACCUCGACCGGGAUUUUCUUCUUUCGUACUAGAGCUUCGAUCUCCAAGAAGACAAAACAGACCCAUAUUACUGUCGUCAUUAGUAAGGAAGGAAACUCAGGUGCCCUGAAGCUUUCCAAAGCUCAAAAGCCCAGAACUCGUUAAUCUCUGAAAGACAUGAAGAACACAACUUCAACGAACCUAUUUAUUUCGAUCCUUUUCCUGUUAUUGUUUUCCUCCUCUGCCCAGAAAAACCAGGAUUCUGAAAUUUUUGCAGCUUCAAGAACGCUUCGACAAGAAGAAGAGCAUGCUCAUGAAGUACAUUGUUCAAGAGAAAGAAGUAGGGCGGCAUGGAAAAUUAACGAGCAGUAUUUGAUGUCAUUUGUGGAAAAAGAACGCUAUGAGAUCUCAAGUAAGUGUCGCCUUCAUCCUGAUAAUGAUCUAUUUAGGGAUCAGGAACGGCACAAGAUUCAUUUGGAUAUAAAUGAAUGGCAGUGUGGAUACUGUAAGAAGAGCUUCCGUGCUGAAAAGUUUCUUGAUCAGCAUUUUGACAACAGACACUACAAUCUUCUGAAUGUAAGCGGAAGCAAGUGCUUAGCUGAUCUAUGCGGAGCUUUGCAUUGUGAUGCUGUAAUGAAUACCCAGUCAAGCAAAAAAAAAUGCAAUCCUGCAGCUACUGCAAGGAAUCACCACCUAUGUGAGGGUCUUGAUAAUAGCUGUUUUCCUACCAACCAGGGUCCCUCAGCACGCCGUCUUAAUGAAUUGUUUUUGCACCAGUUCUGUCAUUCUCACACUUGCUCGGGGAAGCAGAAACCCUUUUCUAGAGGAGGACAGAAGCAAGUACAUGUGUUCUACCUGGCUAUUUCCAUACUGACUCUGAUGCUGCUCCCUAUUUUCUAUGUGAUACUUUAUUUGCACCAAAGAGAGAUGAGAACUGGUACCCAAGAGCUCAGGCGCAUCCAGAAAGUCGGGCAGAAGAAGAAACCCUCAUAGUUGGAUAUCAGAGUUGAUUAAUUGAGCAGAUCAAGGAUUGCAUGCCCAAACUUCCUCUCGAACACAUUUCGUUGUAAAUCUGCAUGUUGACACGCAUAGGAGUAUGUGGCACCAGAAUGCUGCAACAGAGAACAGAUUCUAGAUCAGCAUUUUAGAAGCUCGAGAUCUGACCCCUCCCUUAAUAAAGCCUCUGGUGGUUGAUGAGAAUAGAAUUAGGUUUAGAUAGUUGUCUUCGUUAAACCUAUUACUUGACAUUUAGAGGUGGUUGUAAUCCACUGUUAAAACUUUGCUCUCAUUCUUCCUCGUGUACCUUCAGAGGCAUAUUUGACUCGAGGGCUUACUGCAAGUGGUACAAUGACUCUUACUCAUAAGAGAAGUACUUUGUUUCUGGUUUUGUGGUUCAACUUGGUUAUCUUGCUUAUGAACUUGUAUUA